UCUUCAAGACAGGCAUUUCCUUGGUCUUUGUAAACGUUGACAUAUCACUUCAGCUUAUGGAGGUGUGCUUGCGUAUACCACCGAUUUCAUCGAUUUUUAGGAUCGGAAGUAAGUCUCGGAACUGUUGUUGCUCUCACCACGGUUACCGGAUCCGAAGGUGCAUAAAAGGCCAGGAAUGUGCCGAAAAGGCUCAAAUUUGUCACUAUCCAUUGUGAGGCGAAGACAUACUCGGACUUUACAGGGUAAAGAAGAGAAGAGAGAAAGAACUAAACAAGAGCCAUUCACGGACGAUUCAAAACAGCGCUGUGUUUCAUACUCGAAUGCACUUCUUUACAAGAUAGGAAUUGUCCUCUUGGGCUUCGAUCAAUUUUGGAGAAGAUUUUCAAAGCGACAAGCUAAGCGAAAGUGGUAUUUGCGUCACAGUUUGUAAAUCGUGCUAGUGUAUACAUUUCACUUCUAUUAUCAGAGGAGUUUGAUAUUCUCGAAAAGUUAAAACGCGCAAGCUUAGUUUUCACUUGACGAUUAGGAACUUGAUAACUUGAUCCAGAGUCAUCACUUAACCACCGGCAUGCUAGGAAGAAUUUCACAGCGCGCAUUCUCCGUUUCGACCAGGCAUUCUGCCAACCUGCUCGGGGUCGUUUCAUCCGAGGCGACAUCGACAGCGAGGACGGCCACGGGGCGCAUCGGCAGGUGCUUGAGGAAAUCGUUGCUGAGGAACUUUCCCGAGGAUGACCUGCUCAGCUGUUUCAACAACAUGGGUGUGCAAAAGAGGUUUCUUGGAAUGUCCGCGAUUAAAACCACACCAAUUGCUUCUCAGCUCAAAGUAUCAGAAGACGCCUACGAAGUCGAUCCGGAGCUCGUAACACGGUACGUUGUCCGGCCCGCGGAGGUCGACGAUUGCGGUGAUGUCUUAAAACUGAUUCGAGGCCUCGCAGAAUGGGAGGGCACAAUUGACCAAGUCGAGAUCACGGAAGAAGAUCUGAAAAAGGAUGGCUUUGGAUCUAACCCUUGCUACCAGUGUGUCCUGCUCGAGGCCUUUGAAGAUGAUGAUGAUGUCCACAGCAUCAUCGGCUAUGCCAUGUUCAGCGGGGGCUACUGCGCCUGGAAGGGGCGCACGAUCACGUGGGAAGAUCUUUUUAUUCAUCAUGAUUACAGAGGUAAAGGACUUGGUGCUGUAUUACUACAUGAAGUAUGUAAGAUGGGCUACCUGGACGGUUGCAAGUACAUCAGCGGCUACGUCGAUUUCGAAAACGACCGAGCCAAACAGUGGUACGAGGACGUCGGUUUCGAAAACCAGACCCAGAAACAUGGCUACAACAUCAUGUCCAUGGCCGGCAAGUCGCUGCAACAUUACGUCUUCGACCACAAACCCAUUGAGAAACUCGGAAAGAGAGGAGUCCACGUGUCAUCGCUUGUAACAAAUUGAAAGAAUGAUUUGCUUUAAUGUGAUAAUUUACAUGUUUUAUGACGUUAAGAGACAUGGAGUAUGGCAUUAUAAUAUGUAAGGCUUAAUAAGUCAAGCCGUGCUCACGGCAAAUGAGCUGCAGCACGUGUCAACCGCACGCCAAUUCGCGGAUACGUUGUGCUAUCCACACGCUUAUUCGUAGCAACGUUGUGCCAAUCCUAUGUGCCAUAUAACCACACGAUUCGCUGCAACGUUGUGCCGAGCGCACGGUAAUUCACAGCAACAUUAUGCCAACCACACGCGUAUUCGCUGCAACAGUCGGUGCUAACCACAUGCUGAUUCGCUGCAACGUUGUGCCAACAGCACACAAAUCCGCUUCAACAUUUUGCCAACCACACAAAAGAAGCCUACAAGUACCAGUUUACUUAUAUUUGCGACUCAUGAAGUAAAAUUAUAAUAUUUGUGUGUACUAAACAAAGACUUACAGCGUGCAAUAUGAAUACGUUUUAAUGAUAGUCACAACUGGCACUAUAUUUCAAGAUUUGUGUGCUAAAAGAUCUUAUUUUCUUUGAAACUUAAUUGAAUGGGGCGAUAUAAUAUACAGUUCUUGUUUGUAACGUAACGUUCUAAGAGUCUAUUGUAUUCUACUAGUAUCAAUGAUAUUUCUCUUUGCCAACGAUUAUGUGUAUUCACACUAUUCAGAAUUAUAAUGUAUUUAUUAUCUUUAGAAGAAGAAGAAGGUUAAUUGAAGAUGAUUAUGAUGAUGACGAUGACGAAAAGGAAGAUUAUGAAAGAGACAUAAUGGCUGAAUAUCGCGUUAUGGCUCCGCAGUCUAUGGCAAAAUACCGCAGUUAAGAAUUCUGACAAAUGUUGAUAUAACAUGUAUGUCGUCAACAACGAGAAUGAAAAACACCCGCUGAAAAGUGAAUUUCGAAAUAACUUGAUAAAGGAAUGGCCGGAGUUCAAGAGAAAGGUCAUUUCUCAAGGAGAAUCGCGAUUUGUUUAAACAUUCCAAACUUGCAACGUCACAAGAAAACCAUAUUUUCUCACCGUAUCUCUAGAUCUGUAGCGUUUACAUUCGGGGAGUUAACUUUGAUUCUGCAAACAUUCCUCAACAUUUUUUCAAGUCAUAAAUGUAUUCUGUCGGAAAACAAAACCUUGAUAUACUAUUUAUGUAUUAUGAUAUUUUUGUAUGUAUUUAUAUAUUUAUUUAUAUUCACAAUAUGUAGUUAGAUAAUCUAAAAUGAGAUUACUGUGUUUCACUUGUAAGUUCCAAUUUAGCGUUAGACGAUUGAAAUGUAUCCUUGUUCCAUAAAGGAAAGAUCACAUUUUUAUGGAUUCCAGGAAGGAGACAUAUAUGUAAAGCAAAUAUUCUCUUUAAUUAGUUAUAACUGUUUCGCACUGUUGAGAGAAUAAUACAUGUAUCCUUGAUCUCUCGCUGUAUCAAUCAAAUAAUUUGAUUCCAGAAUAAAUAUAGGUCACUCUGCUUUCGAAACAACCACUUUUUAUGUACAAAAUCUUUAAUUUCAUAGAUAGCUACUGUGUGUUGGAUGAUGAUAAAACUAAAUUAAAAAUA
This is a messenger RNA of Lytechinus pictus (painted urchin), 2981 nucleotides long. Its product is annotated as thialysine N-epsilon-acetyltransferase-like. The record is from RefSeq and is a predicted model, not a curated record. The transcript has 5 exons. Bases 569 to 1426 code for a protein of 285 amino acids. NCBI's taxonomy places the organism in Eukaryota, Metazoa, Echinodermata, Echinoidea, Temnopleuroida, Toxopneustidae. Gene Ontology annotation, molecular function: N-acetyltransferase activity.